Raphanus sativus (radish) is the source of this 2267-nucleotide messenger RNA. Its product is annotated as putative F-box protein At1g33530. Gene Ontology annotation, molecular function: protein binding. The transcript has 2 exons. NCBI's taxonomy places the organism in Eukaryota, Viridiplantae, Streptophyta, Magnoliopsida, Brassicales, Brassicaceae. Bases 1 to 1392 code for a protein of 463 amino acids. The record is from RefSeq and is a predicted model, not a curated record.
AUGUUGUUGGUGUGUUGCUAUCAAGCCUUUGCCGUAGAACAUUGGGUCAUAGACCACGACCAAUCACAUGGUGAUUGGUACUUCUCUCAUACGGCUAUAUCUCCUAAGUUUGUGCCUCUUCUCUUCUCUCUAUACUCUUUUCUUUUUUCUUCUCUACCCAACAUUGUUUUUUCAAUGGUGAGACUGGUGUUGAACUUGAAGAGAGAGAAGUGGCAACCGAGGCUCCAAAAUACCAAGAGGCAGAUUUUACACCGAUUUUUAGCAAUAUCUGGCAGAGUUUGUAGUUUUCGUAGGAAACAAGAAAGCAGGGACAUACAAACCCCUACAUGUAGCGAAGCUACGCUUGCUGUUGUUGUUCAGCCAACAUCAUGUCUACCAAAGGAUCUUGUAGAAGAGAUACCAAAUAAAAAAGAAAGGAGCAGAGAAAACACUAGUUGUAGUGUAACCACCACCACACUUGCUAUUGAGAUACCGGAUGAGCUAGUAGAAGAGAUUCUUCAUCACCUUCCAGUAUAUUAUUUGGUAAGACUGAAAUUAGUAUCGAAGAAAUGGAAAUCACUGAUUGAAUCAAGGCAUCUAGCAGAGAAACAUACCCGUCUCCAUCAGAAAAAAUACGGAGCCAAAAAAAUCGUAGUUGAACGGUCGGGAUCUGGAACCUUUCAUGUCAGGUAUUCUGCAAAUCCCAGUGGAGUGGGAACAGGCAUUAGAGUCUCAAACAAUCAUCUUCGCCUUCCUGGAUCUUGUAGUGGUUUGGUCUGCUUCUACGAUUUGGUCUACGUUUAUCUAUUCAACCCUAUGACACGUGUACUCCGGACACUUCCUUCUCCUCGAGGUACCAAAGCUGCACUUAUUCCUGCUGGAGAACUUUCGGUGGGAUUCGGGAGAGAUGCUGUGACAGGAAGCUACAAAGUGGUGGUUUUGUUUGGAUCCGGUAAUGAUAACAGACUGAACUCAAAAGUUUUCGAUCUGAGCACCAGCAAGUGGAGGCGGAGAUACAAAUCCGCUGGUCCAGUGUUGUCUCUUUCUUUCACUCUAAUUAGCCUUGACGCAAACCCAGUCUUUGUAAACGGUUCGCUUUUCUGGUUGUUGGCACGUCACCAUACGGAGAUACUAGUCAUGGAUCUUCACACUGAAAAGUUUCGUACGGUGUUGCUACCCAACGACAUCCCUGUGUCCUUGGGUCUAAUUUACAUGUGGAAUCUCAAGGACCGUCUCUUUGUCUCUGAUUUAACACAAUAUUUGGAUUCCGACCUGUGGGUUCUUGUGCAGGACGAGGUUACUGAAAAGUGGGAGAGAACUCGAUUUCACCCUGAUGCUGACAUUCCUCCGUUAACGUUGGAUUCUGCUUGGUUUUCACAGUCCUUGGUUUCUCCGUACCAGUCAGAGACAUAAUACCUGAGUUCUAUGAGUUUCUAUGAGUCACCCGUUUCAAGAUUUGUUUUCAACUAAGCAUUUGUCUCUUGGUGUUCUUCACCUCCACUCUCACAAAUCUACUUUUUCUUACACAAGUAGUCAAUGGAGAAAAUGAGCUAUGAUCAAUCGCUCACCAAAGACAGUAGGUAUAUGUCAACCUUGUCAAUCCACUUACAAUUGGAAACAAUCCACCAAUACAUUGUAUGAUUAUUCACACCAAAAAGGAGACAAAUCCAAGGGAAAAUAUAUGAGACUCUCUGCAGGAAUAGACUAGCAUAGUAUGCAACAAAAACAUGCCAAACUCCUGCAUGAAAAUCUCAACCGCUCACCCUUAUGCACACAGCAUAGUACCAAACAUGUCAACUCAUACGUAAAAAGUUCAAAAGCAAACUCUUACAUAUAAAUCAUAGUACCAAACACGUAGAUUCCUGCAUAAAGCUCUAAAGGAAACUCUUACACAGGAAACCUAGUACCAACCAUGCCAUUCCUGUCGUAAAAGUCUUAAAAAUCAGCUCUUAUACAGUAAGCAUAGUACAAGAUGUGCCAAAAUCCUAUUUAGGAACCACCCAAAACAAAUGCUUACCCAGCCGUAGGAAGCCGCAAAACUGGCCAUUGAAUCACCUCAUCCGGUAGAUUCACAGAAGAAGAGGAAAAUGUACGGUGAAAUAUUUGUUAUGAGAAUGUGAACCUUUGCUUAAAAAGGCGUUGGUGCAAGGCCAGUUAUGAAAUUUCGUAGCUUGGUGGGGCCGAGGAGCGGGGCUAGCUCAGGCGACGGAGAUACCACAUUUGUGCACUUUGAAGAGAAGCGAGGGGCACAAAAAGCGUAAGAGGUCAUAAGCCUUUUCAAUUCUCAA